Menidia menidia (Atlantic silverside) is the source of this 2229-nucleotide messenger RNA. The record is from the annotation of a GenBank genome assembly. NCBI's taxonomy places the organism in Eukaryota, Metazoa, Chordata, Actinopteri, Atheriniformes, Atherinopsidae.
AUGAGUGUUUAUCGUCUUUUACUAUUUGUAACCUUUUUAUGUUGCAUCAGGGCCAAGAAGAUGCGAUGGUGCACAGUGUCGGAUCCCGAACAGAGGAAGUGUGCAGACUUAGGUAAAGCUCUAAGGGACGUGCUGCCGCCAGCUGCUUUGGCAGCUUUUGCCAAACUGUCAUGCAUACGAGCUUCCAGCACAUCGGACUGCAUAGACAGAAUUAAAGCUAAUAGAGCUGAUAUAGUGACUCUGGAUGCUGGAGAGGUUUAUUCUGCUGUAAAGCAGUUUGAUCUUGUUGCCAUUGCUAAGGAGGCAUACAGUGACGGGGGCUGCCUUCUCUCAGUGGCUGUGGUGACAAACAGCAGCUUGGACAUCCGAUCCUUGAGGGGCCUCAGGAGCUGUCACAGCGGGGUCCGCUGGACCACCGGAUGGAGCCUCCCGCUGGGCUUCCUGCUGUCCCGGAACUACCUGACCUGGUCCAAAGAGCAUCCUCUCAGUCAAGGUUGUGGACUUUGUCAGUACAGCUCUCUGCAAAUUGCUCUGCUCCGAUCUGGUUCUGACUUGUCUUUCUGCUCUGGAUCAGAUGUGAGUGACUUUUUCAGUGCCAGCUGCAUUCCGGGAGCUGCGGCCAUUGCACCGCCUCUGUGCACCUUAUGCCAAGGACAGAAGUCGUACAUCCGCCAGAAGAAUUAUCACUGUGAAACAUCUCACAGUGAACCCUUCUACAACAACCAGGGAGCUCUGAGAUGUCUAAAGAGCAAGACAGGAGAUGUUGCGUUCGUGGACCAUUUAGCUCUGGAAAGUAUUGAAGAGAGUGAGCGGGACGGGUUCAGGUUACUGUGUACUGACGGCACACAGGCUCCUCUCAGCCACUAUAAAAGCUGUAAUCUGGGUCGUGGUCCAGGAGGGGGAAUGGUCACCAGACACAAUUUUCGCAAGGUUGUCAGAAAGUUUCUCAUGACCAUUCAGUUGUUCUUUGGUCGGCAAGGAAGAGAGCAGCAGCGCUUCCAGCUCUUCAACUCAACAAGCUAUGGAGAGAGCGAUCUUCUCUUCAAAGAUGUGACGCAUAAACUGGUGGUGUUGUCAGACGACAUGGACGUCAGCCAGGUGCUGGGGCUCGAUUAUGUUGCCCUCCUCAAAGGCCUUGGGCAUGAAGGAAGCUCCUUGGAGGACAGUGUUGUGCGAUGGUGCUGCAUCAGCCAUGCUGAGCAAAAGAAAUGCGAGCAGUGGGCUCUCAGCAUAAAGUCCGACCCGCUGGUGUGUGUCAGAGCCGCCUCCAUUGGUGACUGUAUUGAGAAAAUAAAGAGAGACGAGGUGGACGCGGUCUCGCUGGAUGCAACUCACUCAUUCAUUGCAGGAAAAUGUGGACUGGUUCCCGUGGUGACAGAAUACUACGUCUUGCCCUCGGUGGUCGGCGUCGCAGUGACAAAGCGCUCCAACAAGAACGUGUUCAUGGGAAAUCUGGGAGGCCGCCGCUCCUGCCACAGUUACAUGUACAGCCCAGCGGGCUGGCUGCUGCCCUACAGGCACACUCUGAGCCAGGAGCAGAACACCAGCUCCCCCUGUGAUCCAAACCAAGUGUACAAUAAGGUGUUUUGGAAAGGCUGUCUCCCUGGCUCUGAGGGAAAUCUGUGCAAAGUGUGUAUGGGAGGCACAGGGGAGGCUGCUACCAAACGCUGCGCUGACAACCACAAUGAGCGUUACUAUGGCAACAUGGGUGCCUUAAGGUGCCUGGUAGGAGAUCCAACAGGGAAAAGCUAUGGUGAUGUGGCCUUUCUUGAGCAACACAACCUCCAAGCCAACAUUCUUCGUUUGAAUUCCACCGGUUGGGCAGACGGAUGGAUAUCGUCAGAUUUCGAGCUGCUGUGUGGAGAUGGGCGUCGUGCUCCUCUGACAGAGUGGGAGAGUUGUAACCUGGGUAUUAUCCCACCAAACACCAUCAUGACGAGGCCAGUGCUCGCUGCACGAGUGUACGACUUCCUCAUGAAGUCACAGGAAACUUUUGCAGCCAACCUAGAUGCUGAGUUCAAGCUCUUCGAGUCUCAUCAGUAUGGAGAAAGCGAUCUGCUGUUUAAAGACGUAACCGAGUGUUUCGUCCACACCAGCCACAAGGACUACCGCUCCAUCCUCGGAGAAGAGUUUCACACUCAGGUGGAAUCGGUCUUCAACUGCACACACUCAAUUCUAACAACAGAUAUUCUGGAGUUCUGUAACCAGGAUGUGUGCAGCAUAUUCUAA